Molecule: messenger RNA, 3129 nt
Organism: Telopea speciosissima
Lineage: Eukaryota; Viridiplantae; Streptophyta; Magnoliopsida; Proteales; Proteaceae
Exons: 8
Coding region: 23-2857 (944 amino acids)
Source: RefSeq, a predicted model, not a curated record
AAAAAAAGGAAGAGAAGAAAAAAUGACGUCUUCUCAAGUCCAAAUGGGUUCUGCCCAUUUCGGUUGCGUUCUCAGGGAUCAGAAUUGGCGUCACAGAGACAAAGAAAGAGAAAACAAUAACAACGUUCGAGCCCAGCAGCAGGUGUCGUUCGAGAAGAACCUCAAGGUCUUGGUGAGGGAUCACCUCCAUUCCCGCAUUGCCCUCUCUGGCUCCAGAGACUCCGUCUCUGUUUCUAAUGAAUAUUCUGAGAAUCAGAACGACAAUCGGGGGAAGAACGAACACAAUUUUAUGCCUCUUAUGCAUGAAGAAGCGCAGGUUGAGGAUGAGUCUACGCCCCUGGCGAGGAAGCAAUCACGGGUAAUUGAUCGGUGGGCUACCCGUCAGGCACGGGAGAUCAUCACCACCAUGGAGAGGCAGACCCAUGAGGCGGAGCUCAUGGCCCUCUCCAAUUCUCACCCUGUUUCGACGGUGGCAUCGACGUUCCUGGUAGAUAGUCCCCGAUGCAUAGAGAGCCCUUGUGCUCCAUCGGAGAGCUCCGUUGAUCUUCCCAAUCUGCACACUUCUUCCCUUGUUCAAAUGUGGAGAGAGUUCGAGGCAGAAUCCAAGCUGACAUCAGGAAACCACGGCAGCUUCAAUUCAAAUUCAACGAUUAGCAGUGGUGAUAGGCUCAAUUCUGGAACCAGCAAUAUUGAUAAUGCCUCCUCCGUGGAAGACCCAUCUCCACGCUCUGAGGUUUGUGAUUCUGGAGACGAAAGAUUUGAGAAUCCGCUGGCUCACGAAGACUCAUUUGCAGACUCGGAGUCCGAACAGAACACUCCAAGGGAACAGCUUUCGUCAUCGCAGGUCCGGCGAGUUUCGGAUGUUAGAGAAAGCGAGAGACUCAGAGUGGCAGAUAUCAUUAGAAGACUGACUUUAGGAAAACCAAUAAAAACUCGUUGUUCAAUGAUCUCUUCGAUCGAUGAAACUGAUCGGGAGCAGCCCACCGUGAUUGACCCUGUACCGGAACAAGGAGGAGAACAGAGGAGGGGCUUCGUGAUUGCUGGCAAGAGCCCCCGUGUCAGAGGGCGGCAAGCGAUGAUGAAUUUGCUAAUGCAAAUGAAACGUGAAAGGCAGAGGGAGCUCAAUGAACUGGCGGAACGCGGGGCAGUAUCGCGAUUCCCACAACGAGGACGCAUCCAGUCGAUGCUUAGGCUCAGAUUCCUACAACGGGUAGUUGCUUCUCAAGAUCAACAGCGUCCACCUUCAGCGGCAUCUGAACUGGAUAGAUUACAGCAAGGAACUAGCAUAUUGGCACUAAGGCAAAAAUUCAGUCCUAACCGAGAUGCUGGAGAUGUCCAUGGUGAAGCAUCUGGAGAUAGCUCCAAUUCUCACACACAGCUACCAAAUAACGCCACCGAUUCAGAAUAUUCUGGUACUUCCAAUCGGCUCAUGAAUGAAGAAGUUCAUCAACAGGUAGCUAGAAUUGAGCAAGAAAGCACACCCCCAGUACACCACUUAAUACCUUCUACUAGUGAAGAUCUGCAAGAAGCAGAUCAGAGUUCAGAUCGUGCAUGGCAAGGAAGAAGCUUAGUGGUUAGCGAUCUUGUCCAAGAAGGAAGUAUAAACACUGCAACAACCUCACGUGAUUUGAAAGGGAGUGGAGCAACAGAAGAACCAGAGACGGAUACACAACAGCUUGCUGGAUCCACUAAUGGAACCUGGCUAGGUGAUGUUUCUCACUCACAAAAUUGGAGACAUUCUAGGCAAGCAUGGUACGAGGAUGUGGUUGAUAAUAACUCUGAAGAUGGGGAUAGGAAUGUUGUAAUGGCAGAACAAGAAUCUGAUAUGCAGCAGCUUGCAGGUUCCACUGAUAGAAGCUGGCUAGCUGAUGGUGCCUGCCCACAAACAUAUUGCAGAGAGCAAUCAUGGUACCAGAAUGUGCUUGAGAAUAAUUCAGAAGAUGGAGAAGGGAAUGUAGUAACAGAUGAACCAGAUCCUGAUUCUGAGCAUCUUGACGGAUCCAUUGGUGGAAUCUGGCAAGGUAAUGUUUCUCGCCCACCUAGAGAUUGGAGGCGUUCCAGGCAAGAAUGGUACCAAGAAAUGCUCGAGAACAGUUCAGAAAAUGGGGAAAUUCGACAGCUGCUUCAGAGAAGAAGUGUAUCAAAUUUCCUUGCCAGUGACUUGAGGGAGACAAUGGACCAAAUGAUCAAGUCUUGCUUACAAAGACAAAGUCAUCAGCCAGAAAGUGUAGGAGGAGAAGAGAAUUUUUUUGAGCAUCCAUAUCCGGGAGCAAGUGAUUCUUCUUAUCAUUUUGCAUCUACAUCAUUUAACCUACCUUUGUCUACUUCAUACAACCUCCCUUUACCAUCUCAGCUGAGAAUGCAGAAUUGGUAUCAAGAUCUUGAAGUCAUGGAUAAUUCUGAUCAAGUUGCCUCGACAUCAUUACAAUCAUUCCCAUCUCACUGCCAAGACAAGCUGCAGUCCUCUAUUAAUCAUCCUUCUCUUGAAAUGGAUCUCAUAUACGAUUUGAGAGGACAUAUGCUACAGCUUCAUAAUGAAAUAUCUGAACUGCGAAAAUCAAUGGAGAACUGCAUGGACAUGCAGAAUAAGUUACAACACUCUAUUAAGAAGGAGGUCUCCACUGCUGUUUAUCAUUCAGUUCCUGGACGAGAGGCAACAGAAUUGUUCAAUUGGUUACCAAUAAGAAAAGGGAAGUGUUGUAUCUGCUAUGAAAUGCAGGUUGACUCACUUUUGUACAGAUGUGGGCACAUGUGCACCUGUUUCAAGUGUGCCCAUGAGUUGCAGUGGAGCAGUGGGAGAUGUCCGAUAUGCCGAGCUCCAAUAUUGGAUGUUGUGCGGGCAUACUCCAACUCCUAGAGUGGUGGAGAAACAGGUCCCUGGUCUGGAGGACCAUAUAUUUUUGACAAAAAUCGAAUUAAUUUAAUCUGAGAUAGACAAUGGAUGUUGAUAUGUUAAGCAGCCAGUUUAACAUAUCAAAACAUGUUUAAUGCUGGCUAAUGUUAUUUAUGUUUUGUACAGUGCGGAAUAUUGUAUAUGCAAGAAUCGAAUUUCCCCGGUUCUCCCUCCGAAAGCAAAUACAUACUCUGUAGAGUUUGAGAAUAAAUGAAACUGCAUACAUUGUUUGUUGA